Messenger RNA from Penicillium diatomitis, 1362 nucleotides. It is a transcript of the gene gel6, whose product is annotated as putative 1,3-beta-glucanosyltransferase. Gene Ontology annotation, cellular component: fungal-type cell wall; cytoplasm. Gene Ontology annotation, biological process: fungal-type cell wall (1->3)-beta-D-glucan biosynthetic process. Gene Ontology annotation, molecular function: 1,3-beta-glucanosyltransferase activity. The record is from RefSeq and is a predicted model, not a curated record. The coding region runs from base 1 to 1362 and encodes 453 amino acids. Lineage: Eukaryota; Fungi; Ascomycota; Eurotiomycetes; Eurotiales; Aspergillaceae. The transcript is spliced from 3 exons.
AUGUUGUCCUCCUUCACGCUUUCUGCGGUUCCAUUGUUGCUGGCUGGCCUGCAAGCUGCGACCGUCAACGCCGUCCCUACCAUCUCCGCGGUCGGCUCCAAAUUCUUCUACGAGAAUGGCACUCAGUAUUUCAUCAAGGGUAUCGCGUAUCAACUGAAACCCCACGAUCCCCUCAUCGAUACAGCCCAAUGCAAGCGUGACAUCGUGCGCAUGUCCGAAUUGGGUACCAAUGCUAUCCGAGUGUACCAUGUGGACCCCAGCGCCGAUCACAAGGGCUGCAUGGACGCCUUUGCUGCUGCCGGUAUCUACCUGUUCGUCGACCUGGAUACCUUUGAUACGCAAAUCAACCAGGACGCUCCCCAGUGGAGCCAUUCGCAAUACGAUGCGUUCACCAAGGUUCUCGACGAAUUCCAGCAAUAUGACAACACAGCCGGUGUCUUCGUCGGAAACGAGGUCCUCACUACAUCCAAUGGCUCUCACGCGGCUCCCUACGUCCUGGCGGCGACCCGCGACAUCAAGGCAUAUCGUGACAAGAAGGGAUACCGUCAGAUUCCCGUGGGAUACUCUGCUGCCGAUAUUGCCGAACUUCGACCUAUGCUCCAGAAUUACCUGGCUUGCUCCCACAACGCCUCCGAACGUCUGGAUUUCUUCUCGCUGAAUGCCUACGAGUGGUGCGGCCAGAACACCUACCAGACCUCGGGCUAUAGCGCGCUCCAGGCGGCCGCGGCCAACUACAACAUCCCCAUCUUCUUCUCAGAGACGGGCUGCAACACCCCCAAGCCGCGAACCUUUGACGACCAGGCGGCCAUCUUUGGCGCGAACAUGGUCGACACCUGGUCAGGCUCCAUGAUCUACGAGUGGAUCGAGGAGACGAACGAUUAUGGUCUGAUCAGCUACGGUCCUUCAGUCGACCCCGCGACGGCUACGGACCCCAACAUCGAAGACGGCUACACUCGUCAGGGUACGCCAACUCCCGUCAUGCCCGACUUUGACAACCUUAAGGCUCAAUGGGCCACACUGAACCCCACGGGAGUGGCCCUCUCCGAUUACAAAAAGCGGACCGGAGCUAUCACCCCCGUGGCCUGUCCUUCUUCCACCUCUGGCGGCUGGGCGGUCGACCCUAGCGCACCACUUCCCUCCCUGGGCCAGAGCUUCAAGAAGGGGGCCGAGGGUAGUGCCAUCACCUCGGCCACCCAGUCGGGCACCUCGGCAGGUACCAGCACCAGCACCAGUGCCAGCUCCAGCCAGGCAUCUAGCGCCGCCAGCCCGGCUGGACACCAUGCGUCGUCGGUCCCCAGUCAUCUGCUGACUGUCUCCGUGCUGCUGUCUGCGGGUAUUGGAGCCGUCGCGUUGUGGCUGUAA